Molecule: messenger RNA, 1095 nt
Organism: Momordica charantia (bitter melon)
Lineage: Eukaryota; Viridiplantae; Streptophyta; Magnoliopsida; Cucurbitales; Cucurbitaceae
Product: FKBP-like peptidyl-prolyl cis-trans isomerase family protein
Cellular component (GO): thylakoid; chloroplast
Molecular function (GO): peptidyl-prolyl cis-trans isomerase activity
Source: RefSeq, a predicted model, not a curated record
GCAAUGUGGUACAAAGUUGAGGCCCUUAUCUUCCCGCGGAAAGCUCUUUUACAGUUCAACCAUGGCGUCCAUUUCAGCUACUGGUUCUCUACUCAAAUUCCCAGCUCUACUCCUCCGCAAUUCUCUGAAUAUGAGUUGGCGCGGACCUCAUUUACUUCACUAUCCACUGGAUUCCCUCCCUUCUUCAUCUUCCGGAGACAUUACUGAGGGAUGUUUCAAGCUAGCAUUUGACAGGAGGGCAGUGGUUCUCUCGUCCUUUGGCCUACUCGCUGGAGCCUUGUUGAAUGUCGCAGCAGAUGAUGGCGUAGCUGUGGCAUCUGAAUUUGCUGAUAUGCCAGCUCUUAGGGGGAAGGAUUAUGGCAAGACUAAGAUGAAAUAUCCGGACUAUACAGAGACAGAAUCCGGUCUUCAAUAUAAGGAUUUGAGAGUGGGGGAAGGUCCCUCGCCAAAAAUUGGAGAUACAGUUGUGGUUGAUUGGGAUGGCUAUACAAUUGGGUACUAUGGCCGCAUAUUUGAAGCCAGAAAUAAGACAAAGGGUGGUUCUUUCGAGGGUGAUGACAAGGACUUCUUCAAAUUCAGGUUAGGAUCUCAAGAGGUGAUUCAAGCAUUUGAGGAAGCUAUCAAGGGCAUGGCUUUGGGUGGGAUUAGAAGGAUUAUAGUGCCUCCAGAGUUGGGAUAUCCAGAGAAUGACUAUAAUAAAAGGGGUCCAAGACCGACGACCUUCUCUGGGCAACGAGCAUUGGACUUCGUGCUGAGGAACCAAGGAUUGAUAGACAAGACUCUUUUGUUUGACAUUGAGCUUCUGAAAAUCAUACCAAACACAUCAGUUUAAGGUUGCUGUGUCACAAAUGCUGCUCAGUGAACAUGGAGGUUUCUUUUUUAUCCUAUUGUAUAUGCUUAUGGUAUCACUAUUUGAUUGGCAGAGGCUUUUACAGCCUUAUCAUUUACAGGGCUCCUUACAUUUUACAGGGAUUUGAGAAGCUGUGAGAUUCUUUGCUUAAUGGUAUUUUAUCUCAUUGCCCCCUAGGAAUGUAUAGAGGAAUCACAUAUGUAUUGUAUUAUCAUAAUUUUCAAUUUUCAAUCACUACUUUUUUC